AUGGUAGAAAUUGUCAGACAGAUCCGAGGGAGAAUCAAGGAAGCUCAAGAUAGGCAAAAAUCUUACGCAGAUGUUCGCAGAACUGAUCUACAGUUAAAGGCGGGAGACAAAGUCUUUCUGAAAGUAUCCCCGUCAAAAGGGAUAACGAGAUUCGGUGUCAAAGGCAAGCUAAAGUCGCGUUUCACCGGACCCUAUGAAAUCCUGGAAGAAGUCGGUCCCGUGGCGUAUAGACUGGCGCUACUACCGAGUUUUGGAAAUCUGCACAAAAUUUUCCAUGUGUCGCAAUUCAGGAAAUACAUGUUUGACCACAAACACAUAGUCCACCAAGAAGAAAUGGUGUUAGAACCAGAUUUAAACUAUGAAGAAAAAUCAGAGGCAAUCCUGGAUCGGAAAGUGAAAGAAUCGAGGAAUAAAUCUGUUGUGACAGUGAAAGUUCUGUGGAAGUAUCACAGCUAG
Molecule: messenger RNA, 456 nt
Organism: Salvia splendens (bonfire salvia)
Lineage: Eukaryota; Viridiplantae; Streptophyta; Magnoliopsida; Lamiales; Lamiaceae
Exons: 1
Coding region: 1-456 (151 amino acids)
Source: RefSeq, a predicted model, not a curated record